AGCUACAAAAGCAUUUAUCAUCAAUACUAUUCUUGAGACUUAAAGAAGUGAGCUUUGUGGCUGCUUUUGUUAUUCUGCUUUGGUGCUUUGGAGAAUCUUAUACUCUUAGCACAAGUUUCUUUACUAUACUGUGUUACUUUUUCAGUAUUUCAGGGAAAGAACAAGUCCAAAGACUCAAGAAGGAAUCAUCUAUUAAAAUUCACUACCAUGGUUGGUAUUUUCUCCAGAUUUUCUGUUGGUAGAAGUGGCCAUAGAAGAACACAAAGUGCCAUCGAUAUGAGGGAAGCAUUGCCUCAAAGUAUUACUGAACUUGUUGGUUCAACUCAUGGGAUCGAAGUAGCAACAGAGUUUAAACCAGUGGAACACCCUAUCGAGCCCUUGGACAAUGAUCAACCUAUCCAAUGCCCACUCCCGGAGCCAUCCAUUCUCAAUGAUGGGAGAAUAUGGAAAGAGAGAGUGUCGGCGUCCAUGAGGAGACGAGGGGACUUGGCGAUUGCUCAAGAUGGAACGGAUGUAGUAGAAUCUGUGGGAACUAGCUGUGGUGGUCCUACAGAACCUGAUGGCUCAAUGGAAAAACUAUCAGUGACUAGCCAAUGCAAUCCCAAGCGUCGAUUCUUGCCUUCGCUCAGUGCACCAGAACGACACAUGCUUAAUAUACUAGAAGAAUGCAAAGCAUCCGGUAAUAUCUAAGAACCAAUGCUGGUCUACGCGCGCUCUUUUUUAAUUCUGUGUAAGAAACAAAACCAAAUCAUAUUGAAUGUUAACAUUGUAACUUGCAUCACAAGCCACACAAGUUUCCUUCAGUUCCAAAUUACCUUAUCUGUGUUAAGAAAAAAGAUUAAGUA
Messenger RNA from Raphanus sativus (radish), 845 nucleotides. RefSeq lists its product as uncharacterized. NCBI's taxonomy places the organism in Eukaryota, Viridiplantae, Streptophyta, Magnoliopsida, Brassicales, Brassicaceae. The record is from RefSeq and is a predicted model, not a curated record. The transcript has 3 exons. The coding region runs from base 208 to 690 and encodes 160 amino acids.